This is a messenger RNA of Camelus dromedarius (Arabian camel), 1922 nucleotides long. It is a transcript of the gene RBPJ, whose product is annotated as recombination signal binding protein for immunoglobulin kappa J region. Gene Ontology annotation, molecular function: RNA polymerase II cis-regulatory region sequence-specific DNA binding; DNA-binding transcription activator activity, RNA polymerase II-specific. The record is from RefSeq and is a predicted model, not a curated record. Lineage: Eukaryota; Metazoa; Chordata; Mammalia; Artiodactyla; Camelidae. Bases 409 to 1869 code for a protein of 486 amino acids. The transcript has 12 exons. Gene Ontology annotation, biological process: regulation of transcription by RNA polymerase II; Notch signaling pathway. Gene Ontology annotation, cellular component: MAML1-RBP-Jkappa- ICN1 complex; nucleus.
AUCGCUUGGGUAGGUUUCCAGGGAAGGCUGUGAGCUGGAUCCCCUACUCCGCUGGCGGCGCGAGGCGUCUGGCUCUUCGCGGCGGCUGCGAGGGGAGAAAGAGCGCGGGGGCUGGGUGGAAUCGAGGAGUGAGGAAAAAGGGAAGGGGCGGGGGAGAGGGACCAGGGAAGGCAUCAGGGGGAAUCUCGCGAGGGUUGGAGUUUUGGCGAGAGUUUGUGGAAGAUGGCGCCUGUUGUGACAGGUUAUUGAAAUUAUGAAACUAUCAUUCAAAUGGAAGCAUUGUAGUUCUUCGGAACCAUUAUGAUCUCAAAAGGAAAGGAGAAUGAUACAGAUACACUGGCUGAGGUGUUUUGAGGUGCAUCGAAGUGUUCCAACCUGUGGCUUACCUUAACAUGUUCUUGAAGUACCAUGGCGUGGAUUAAAAGAAAAUUUGGUGAGCGGCCUCCACCUAAACGACUUACUAGGGAAGCUAUGCGAAAUUAUUUAAAAGAGCGAGGGGAUCAAACAGUACUUAUUCUUCACGCAAAAGUUGCACAGAAGUCAUAUGGAAACGAGAAAAGGUUUUUUUGCCCUCCUCCUUGUGUGUAUCUUAUGGGCAGUGGAUGGAAGAAAAAAAAAGAACAAAUGGAACGCGAUGGUUGUUCUGAACAAGAAUCUCAACCAUGUGCAUUUAUUGGAAUAGGAAAUAGUGACCAGGAAAUGCAGCAGCUGAACUUGGAAGGAAAGAACUAUUGCACGGCCAAAACAUUGUACAUAUCUGAUUCGGACAAGAGAAAGCACUUCAUGUUGUCUGUAAAGAUGUUUUAUGGCAACAGUGAUGACAUCGGUGUGUUCCUCAGCAAGCGGAUAAAAGUCAUCUCCAAACCUUCCAAAAAGAAGCAGUCGUUGAAAAAUGCUGACUUAUGCAUUGCCUCAGGAACAAAGGUGGCUCUGUUUAAUCGACUUCGAUCCCAGACAGUUAGUACCAGAUACUUGCAUGUAGAAGGAGGUAAUUUCCAUGCCAGUUCUCAGCAGUGGGGAGCAUUUUACAUUCAUCUCUUGGAUGAUGAUGAAUCAGAAGGAGAGGAAUUCACAGUCCGCGAUGGAUACAUCCAUUAUGGGCAAACGGUCAAACUUGUAUGUUCAGUUACUGGCAUGGCACUCCCAAGAUUGAUAAUUAGGAAAGUUGAUAAGCAGACUGCAUUACUGGAUGCAGACGAUCCUGUGUCACAGCUCCAUAAGUGUGCAUUCUACCUUAAGGACACAGAAAGAAUGUACUUGUGCCUUUCUCAAGAAAGAAUAAUCCAGUUUCAGGCCACUCCAUGCCCGAAAGAACCAAAUAAAGAGAUGAUAAAUGAUGGGGCUUCCUGGACAAUCAUCAGUACGGAUAAGGCAGAGUAUACGUUUUAUGAGGGGAUGGGCCCUGUUCUGGCCCCAGUCACGCCUGUGCCUGUCGUAGAAAGCCUUCAGUUGAAUGGCGGUGGGGACGUAGCAAUGCUUGAACUUACAGGACAGAAUUUCACUCCAAAUUUACGAGUUUGGUUUGGGGAUGUAGAAGCUGAAACUAUGUACAGAUGUGGAGAGAGUAUGCUCUGUGUUGUCCCAGACAUUUCUGCAUUCCGAGAAGGUUGGAGAUGGGUCCGGCAGCCAGUCCAGGUUCCAGUAACUUUGGUCCGUAAUGACGGAAUCAUAUAUUCCACCAGCCUUACCUUUACCUACACACCAGAACCAGGGCCGCGGCCACAUUGCAGUGCGGCGGGAGCAAUCCUUCGAGCCAAUUCAAGCCAAGUGCCCCCUAAUGAAUCAAACACAAACAGCGAGGGAAGCUACACAAAUGUCAGCACAAAUUCAACCAACGUCACGUCAUCGACAGCGACAGUCGUGUCCUAACCGCCGUCCUUUGCCAGGACUCACACUGACUUAAGUGCUGCACAGUGUUGACA